Molecule: messenger RNA, 1503 nt
Organism: Symbiodinium sp. CCMP2592
Lineage: Eukaryota; Dinophyceae; Suessiales; Symbiodiniaceae
Source: the annotation of a GenBank genome assembly
AUGCAUGUAGCUUCUUGGCUUCUUGGGUGUGUUGCUUCGUGGCCCCACGAGCCUUUGAUCUCCAUCAUGGCAUGGAAUGGCACUGACUUUGUCAAGGAGCUAGGGGACAUCGAGAAGCUGCUUGCUUUCAACCCAAACCAGGGUCUGCAGGAGGGGCUGGUCAAGGCUCUGUUGACAAAGUGUGAUCACAGCCAGCUGACUGCUGGCGACUAUUGUGCCAUGCUUGAGAAGGUUGACCACAGUACCUUGACAGAUGAGCUGAAGACCAUAUUGAAGGAUUCGCUUUUGCUUCGUGCAUCCACAGGUACGACAAACGAAGGUGGGUCUGCCAUUGUGAAGACACCACAGACCUUGGUCAAUCUCCCCGCCUAUUUGACCAAGGCUGAGAUGAUGGAUGUAAUGCAAGGAAACUUGUAUGACGUUCCCCAUAUCAUCAUCAGAAGGUUGUCUGCCCUCGGUGUGAAGUCUCUCAAAGAAACAACGAAGCGGGCCGCCGUCGCAUUAAUCGUACAGUCCAUCAUGUGGCACGGGAAAAGCAAACCCAGUGCCGACGAAAUAUAUGGUCUGGCACAACAGUUCGGCCUCUUGUUCGCUGCCCACAAGCCCUCGGGCUGCAUGGUUUCGGGCUUGAAGAAGUACCCACACCUCCCUACAGACCUGGACAAAGAUUGGCUGUCCAGAGCCUAUCCCAAAGACCCACCUUCGAUGGUAGAUCUCCCACAGCUUUUCGAGCUAGGAGCCCAGUGCCCGAUGCGAUCCACCAGCAAGCUCCUUUCCAGUUGCUCGAAAAAGAAGCUUCAACCCUUGGUGGACAAGGUUGAGGACCGACUCCUCGAGUUGUUCAAAAGCUUGUUGGGUGGCAACUGGCAGGCCGCCCUGCAGGGUGGCAAAGAAAGCUCGAGCAGUGGUGCCAAGAUCACUUUCUUUGACCAUGUGAAGGAUGGCAACCAUGGGCCAGGCGACGGCAUGCAGGGCUUGUCUAAGGAGGAUGUAAGCAAGCAGCUAGCUUUGCCACUAACGAACCAGCCGUCUGCAGCUGCAGCAGCAGCAGACCCGCCUGCUUUGCAGCAGAAGGGGCAUGCAGCGGGCUCGGGUAACUUGUCGUUGGAGGAGUACGAGAAGCAGGCAAUGAUCGAGGUUGAAGAGAAGACCAAAAAUGGGAGGAAUUCCAACAAGCAGGGCACCGGCAAAAAGGACAAGAAUCCCAUGAAGAAGCAGGGCACCGGCAAAAAGAACAAGAAUCCCAUGAAGAAGCAGGGCACCGGCAAAAAGAACAAUCCCAUGAAGAAGCAGACCACCGGCGACAAGGACAAGCAUCAGACGAAGGCGAAGAAAGUGAUGAAAAAGCCUGCUGCUAAGAAAGCUGCAGAGGGCUACGGUUGCAAGCGAUGCCGAGGUAGCGGCUGUGAUGUUUGCGAGAACCCGAACUUUGCGGGGAUGAGGUUGGUUGGUAGAGAAGCUUGGAAGGCUUAUAUGCACCAGCAAAAGCGAAAGCUUUGCUAG